GGCUUGAUGCUACAACGUCUAUCCUUGUCUAAUAGACGCACCCCAUAUAUAGUCUUUUCCAUCAUCUAUAACACUCUUUGCUUGCACAAGUCUCAUAGCUUCUGCAAAGCUUCAAUGACCUCCGCCGUCGACGCCGUGCCGCCAAAAUAUCGCAAGGCGUGCAAAGCAGCCAAAUGAUCCGCCUCAUUAAACGUCCCAGUCGCAUCACCAACAGUCGUAACCCCAAAAUCCAUCUGAUACCCCUCCCUCGCCGUCGACUCCACACAAACAUCCGUCCCCACCCCCACCAAAACCAAAUGAUCGACCCCCCUCUCCCUCAGCACACUUUCCAGCCCCGUCCGAAAGAACCCCGAAUUCCUCGUCUUGUCAACAACAUUCUCGUCAGGUUCGGGUUUCAGUUCAUCGAGAAUAUCAGCGUCCCAAGACCCUCGGAUUAGACCUUGAAGUCGUUCUAUACUGUACCCUCUGUCGCAGGCGCGGCGGUCAGAGUAGUCGGCGUUGUAGCCUGUCCGGAGGAAGAAGACCGGGAAUUUGGCGGUGCGGAAGGCGAGGCGGAGGGAGUUGAUGGGUGGGAUGAUGGCUGUUGGUGGGCUUUGCAUGGCUAAUUUUGAGAAGCUGCCUUGGUUGUGGCAAAAGGCGUUUUGCAUAUCGAUUAUCAGAAGUGCUGGAGUGGAAUCGAGUUGGACCAUUUUAUAUUAGGAAAUGGCUGCUUUGAUUUAUGUCUAUUGUGGUUUCCGGUUCGGUGUUGAGGGCUCUUGCAAGAGGAAGGAAGUUGAAACUCGGAUUUGAAUCUGCUUGGUAGGUAUGGAGAACGUGAAGGAGCUGAAUAGAAUAUAACCACCUCAUAUUCUUCUUGUUUGGACUUGACUUGGGCAUUGUUGCCUAGAUUACCUAAUUGGGCUAGCUCAGAUAGAGGUGACGAGGGUGUGUAAUAAACCGAAAUUUGAACCUACCUAGCUAGCUGCAUAAAUAAUUCGAUACAAAUGCAAUACCACUACUUCAUACCUAUUGCGAUAGGAGUUCCUGUGGCAUCAACACCAUUUUCCUUACUAGCGUCGAACAGCUCACCAAGCCUGGCCUAAUGUCAUACACAUGAUCGGAGCGGGAUGUGGCUACCUAGGUAGGAUGAGAGACAGAACAUCUGCUACUCUUCCCCAAAACUUAAAAUUCAUCUACAGAUCCAUACUUACCAAACCAUCCUCAAUACCCAAAUCAGUCCCAGUCCAUCCCAUCCUAAUCCCUUCGCUAACCCAAAACAAGGCUUUGCACCCACCCAAUCCGCGCCCUUCCUCUCUCGCUAAACUUCCGGCCCAACCAAUGCCCUGACCAAUCAUCAUUUGAGUAAGUGUUAUUCAGCACAUUGCAGCAUCUUUGUCAUCUACCUGGUUGGGCAAUUGAGUGAUUGAAAACGCUUGGUCAACAACCUAGCGAGAGGACAAGGCUGGAGCCUUACUCACUUUACUUACUUAAUACUUAUCGCGUCAUAGCUUCUUCGUUUGUGGUUUCUCUGUUGAAUUAUUAUUUUACUCCUUCAUACUUAAAAGUUCAUGAACAGAUUGUUGAGUCUACAAGCACAUUUUCAACUAGACGAAAACAAGGACUACAAAAAUAUCACAAGGAUUUUUUCAUCGGAUAAAAGAGCUCCGACGAUCAGGAUGUCAACAAUGAAAGCCCUUCUUCUCAGCCGUCCCGAUGCCUCAAAACCACCAGUUCUUACGCUGGGAGAGGUUCCUAGACCUGAGCCACAAGAGGGAGAACUAUUGAUUCAAGUUCAUGCCUCUGCUAUCCACCCCUCCGACCUCCUCAACUCCACCGGCUCCUUCCCACUCCUCAGCAUCCCCCCAGGCGGGAACCGUAUCCCCGGCCGCGACUUCUCCGGCACAGUAAUCUCACCCUCUUCUCACCCACUCUACAACAAACCAGUGUUCGGCACCUCCGGCAACACACAAGGCUUCACCGUCUCCGGCGCGCACGCCGAGUUUCUUUCCGUACCCGAGAACGCCGUGGUUGAGAAACCGGAGAGCUUGUCCUGGGUGCAGGCUGCUACUGUGGGAGUGCCGUUUAGUACUGCGGGAUUGGUGUUGAGACGAGUUGGGUUGGGGGAGGUGAAGGAUGGGAAGGGAGGGAAAGAGAAGGAGGAGAGGGAGACGGUGUUGGUGCUUGGAGCGAAUGGUGCGGUUGGAGCGGCGGUUGUGCAGCUUGCGAGGGCGAGGGGUGCGAGAGUCCUGGAAGGAGUGAGGAGUGAUAAGGGGGAUGUGAAUACAGCUUCCGAUCCCUCACUCUCUACUCUCGAUACUCUAACCAACGGGAAAGGCGUCGAUAUCGUGAUCGAUACCGUCGGUAGUCCGGCGCUCACUUCAGCUGCAGUGAGUAAGCUCGCUCUGAGAGGGAGAGUGGUGUUCAUUGCUGCGCCCAGGGGAGGAGGAGCGGAUAGUGUUCUUGGGGUGAAGAUGACGGGUUUCUAUAGGAAGGAAGCGAGUUUGUUUGGGGUUAAUAGUUUGUUGUAUGGGGUUGGGGAGAUGGCGGGGUUGUUGGGGGAGAUGAGGGGGUUAUUUGAGAGGGGGGUAUUGAAGGGUACGGCGGAGGGGAGUUGGAAUGAGGUGCCGUUGGAGAAUGGGGUUGAGGCGUAUAAGUUGGCCGGGGAGAGGGGGAAGGGGAAGUUUGUGUUGGUUAUGCAGUAGUGGGUGACUGCGAGUUAAGGGAUGGAUCUGAAUCUGCAUUUACACUAUUUACUGGGUAUUGACAUUGAAGUUGCAUAGAACAAAAAAAAGCGAUAAUGACUUAGAGUCUUGCUUGUUUCCUGGUGCCCUCAUCUCCUCGGCUGGCACUUGCAAGUGAC
Molecule: messenger RNA, 2839 nt
Organism: Cadophora gregata
Lineage: Eukaryota; Fungi; Ascomycota; Leotiomycetes; Helotiales; Ploettnerulaceae
Exons: 2
Coding region: 1548-2681 (377 amino acids)
Molecular function (GO): oxidoreductase activity
Source: RefSeq, a predicted model, not a curated record